GUCCUUGUACUACUGGGAGAAGUUAUUCUACUACUAGUGGGAGAAGUUAUUCUACUAUUUGGAAAUCUAUAAAUUGGGGGAUUUGUAGGGGGUGGGACGCACUCUCUCCUUCUUCUUGGAGAAUUAGACUUGUUCUGGUUAAGAGUGGUGGGUUUGGGCCUUGGUCCAUCCCACCAAAAUCCUCGAUAUGGGAAGAGCAAAAAUCAACAUGGAGCUUAUUCAAGAUCAUAAGAAUAGGAAGUCAACUUUCGUGAUGCGAAAGGCUAGCUUAAUCAAGAAAAUCUCAGAGCUAGCGAUACUUUGUGGCAUCAAAGCCUGCAUGAUCAUAUACGGCGGAAUUGAUGAUCAAGUUGUUCCUCAACACGAUCAAAUAUGGCCGAAUGAUCCAAAAGAAGUUGAAGAGCUAAUAAAUCUCUACAAAAAUCAACCACUCGAAGGCCGGAGCAAAAGGGCUAAGUCCUUGUCCAACUUCUUUGAAAAUCAAAAGAAGAAAAAAGCUGAGAUCAAAGAGGAGAAGUACCCUACUUGGUAUUCAAGAUUCGACUAUUUAUCGGAAAAAGAAUUGCGAAAUCUUGCUCGCGUUCUUGAGAAAAGGAUAGAUGAUGCAAAAGGAAAAGUCGAAUUCUUGAAGAGCGCGAAUAUUGGAAGCUCCUCGUUACUUUCGCAUCAAGAAAUACAGGACUACACCGAGCUCAUGAACAACAACUACUACAACUUGAUGAACCAAACUACUUAUCCGUGGCCUUCUAUCAACUACAAGAACUUUUUUCAAGAAAAUAUUCCAAGUGGUGUGAUUUCAAUGGGCGCGAAGAUGGAGAUUCAACCUCUUACUAUUGAUGAUUAUCAAUUUGACGAUGCAGAUUAUUCUAUGAAGAUUGAGGCAGAAAACUGGUUAGCGAAUAAUGGAAUUGGUACAAGUUCUACAAUAAUGUUGUGCUGGUACAGAUUGCUGUCACCUUUGGUGCUUCGGCUGAAGCUUUGCUCUUUUGCAAAGUUUUAGCAGGACUAGUACUCAAAAAUUCUGCAUUGGGACCAUCACAUGCAUGUUCGAUUCUAUCAGGCAAGUUGAGCUUGCAGCUACCUUUGUCAUUGUUAUUCUUCCUCUCUAGUGGCACCAUUUCCUUAACUGCAUAUGGCCCAUCUCCAUCUUCAUCUGGCUUUCCAUUUGAACCGUCAGUGUUUUCGCUUAUUGGAUUGGAUUCCGUUAGAGUCUCCCUUUCUCUGGCAGUUCCAACAUUAGAAGUUGAAGAAGCUUGGCUUUGGUUGCUAGGAUACAAAGGCGUUCAUCUUAUCAUGAGUUCUAGACAGCUUUCCCUUUACUACAUGCUGAUCUGCAUCCUCAGGUGCAACAUUUUGGUCCUUCCACCAAUCCAAGUAUCGUCUGCUGACAUCUGACUCUAUGAACCUAGAAGGUAUAUAGAGCUUGACAUCUUUAAUUGGUCUGUUAUAAUUGGUCCAAGCAAUUUUUGGGGUAUGAUCACCAGCAAGAUUCACACAACCGGGCGCAUCUUGAUCAAAUCCGAACUGCAUUGAUACUCUAUGUGGAUUAUACUGUUCAACACAAUCCAUUCCAACAGUUCAGAAGCUCGAACAAGUCGAGCAAAAAUCAAGAUUUCACUUCCCAUCUUUUGUCCAACCACCACAUAUUCAUCUCUUUCCUUGUAAAAUUUGUUGAUGUCCCAAUUCUUCACAAUAUCAACAGCAUAAGGACGCCACAGAAAAUGUUCUGAUGCAGAAUCUAUUUCGCUCCUCGGAUCCACACAAUUUAGCUUUUUCACCUUAUGCCAUCUAGCUACCCUUGGCUCCCCGGUGUAGAUGACAGUACUAGGCUUAGGCUGCAAACUGGUAAAUCUCUCCCAAGCCCAUAGCUGAACAAAAUGAAGUGGAGCACGAAGGAUAAGAUCCGAAUCAUCUUCUACACAUCUAGAAUAACUACUUUUUUCAGCGUUCUUAGACGAAGAUACAAUCAGCUGUUUAAGCAAGUUGAGAUCCCUAUUAAUACUAGCAAGAACAGCAGGGGAAAGUGCUAUUGGAACUCCUUGAGAUAGAAAAAUUGCAAUAGGGAAAAGAGCUCUGUCAACACACUGAUAAAUUCUACAAGGAAGCACAUACCUUGACAACCAAAGGGUCAAAAAUGCAACAUGCUCCAAAUUGUCACCUCUUCCUGCAAAAUGUUCCAUCCAGGGAUGGGGAGAUACGUUCUUAUCACUCUCCUUAACAACUUUGUAAGCCUCACAAAGAUUUUUUUCAACUUCAACAGAAUCAUUGUUCUUAACAGGUUCCAACACACAUUGUCCCAAAACAGAAUAACCACCCAAAACUACUAUAUCCUACAAAGAAACAGUCCCUUCUCCCCAUGGAAAAAUGAAUGUAUUAGUCUCCAUACACCAUCUCUCAGUUAAAGCAAAAAUCAAAUCAUUGUGCCUAUAAAUCUUGAAUGUUGAAGCUAUAAUAGCUUCAAAGACUCCAGCUUUCUUCCAUACCUCUUGGUGUAAAGGCUUUAACUCACUCACCCAUUUAGACCAUCCCCUCAUGUAUGAAGGACCACCCCUAAACUUAACCUUUAGUGAAGAACAAGAAGAAAGUUUGGAUCUUGAAGGGAGAAAAGGGAGUUUCUUGGUAGAGGGUAUUGUUGGUUUAAAAAAAUGGGCAACUCUAAAAAUGGGUUUUACUUGUUCAUCAACAAGUGAAACCAUUAGCUCCUCUCUUUCUUCCAUGAUGUUUGAAUCAUCUAAAGCAUCCACCAUUCUUGACAAGUAUCAAGUUCUUGAAAAAAAAAAUUCUUUCUGUUUUCAAGAAUGUAGUAAAACAAAACAACCCAAAUAAGAAAAGAUAGUGUUAAGAAUUCGUGC
Molecule: messenger RNA, 2852 nt
Organism: Capsicum annuum
Lineage: Eukaryota; Viridiplantae; Streptophyta; Magnoliopsida; Solanales; Solanaceae
Product: agamous-like MADS-box protein AGL82
Exons: 3
Coding region: 188-1000 (270 amino acids)
Biological process (GO): positive regulation of transcription by RNA polymerase II
Molecular function (GO): DNA-binding transcription factor activity, RNA polymerase II-specific; RNA polymerase II cis-regulatory region sequence-specific DNA binding; protein dimerization activity
Source: RefSeq, a predicted model, not a curated record